AUGGGCGCCUGCUCCUCAAAAAGCGCCGUCAAGAAAGCGCCGAGCGACGACUCGUCGACGCCUGUGUGCAUAAAUCAAAAUUUCACGGCGCCUUCGUGCUGAAUCGUCGCGUAGACAUCCACGCCAUCGACGUGAAGCCUGCUCGAUAGCGUGCGGUGCCUGUUCUGUUCCUCACGUGCGCUCGACGGAGUCAGCACGACGGCCGCAUGAGCACCCGACUUGAGCACUGAUUGAUUUGCGCACAGGUCGACGGACCGUGAAAGCCUCUUCACCGCGGUGGAAACGGACAACACCCACCAAAUCGCGAAACUCUUGAAGCGCGGCAUCGACGUCGACGCGCGGGAUGAAAAUGAGUACACGGCGCUGCUCCUCGCCGCGGAGACGGGCGCCACGAAAUCCGUCGGGACGCUCCUAAAGGCCGGCGCGGACCGCGACGCGCGCGACAGCUUCGGGCGGAGCGCCGUCUACGCCGCGGCCGUCGGCGGCAAGGACGCGGCCGUCGCGAAACUGCUCGAGGCCGGCGCGUCACCGAGGAACGCGGACCGCGACGGCCGCGGCCCCUUCUGGGCCGCCUGCGCGACGCGCGACACCAAAAUUGCGGCGCGCCUGUUGCAGGCGGGCGCGGACGUCGACGAGCAGGACAACAACGGCGUCACGGCGCUGAGGUACGCCGUCGCCCACGGCAACGCCGACGUCGCGGAGUUCCUGCGCGCGCACGGCGCGGCGGAAGUCGACGGCGGACGGUUGUCCAUGUCUCCUGCUGUGGGCGAGGAGGUCCCCGAGACGUUCACGAACCCGUCGCCGCGGAGCGCCGGCGAGGCGUCGGCCGGCGCCGCCUCGCUGUAG
This is a messenger RNA of Pelagomonas calceolata, 846 nucleotides long. The record is from the annotation of a GenBank genome assembly. Lineage: Eukaryota; Pelagophyceae; Pelagomonadales; Pelagomonadaceae.